Molecule: messenger RNA, 803 nt
Organism: Impatiens glandulifera
Lineage: Eukaryota; Viridiplantae; Streptophyta; Magnoliopsida; Ericales; Balsaminaceae
Product: alpha-ketoglutarate-dependent dioxygenase alkB homolog 6-like
Source: RefSeq, a predicted model, not a curated record
GAAAGAAAAAAGAUCGCAAAGUUGAAUUUCCGGCCGGCCGCCCGCCGCAACUAUGGAAGGUGAAGACGAUAAUAAGAAUAUGAUGAUGAGUAAAUUCAUGGUUGGUUCUAUUCCAUCUGUGUACUACAUCCCAGACUUCAUCACAGAGCAAGAGCAAGUGCAGCUGCUAGAUAAUAUCACUCAUGCCCCUAUUGCCAAAUGGAAAUCAUUGAAGAACAGGAGACUGCAAAAUUGGGGAGGUGUUGUCCAUGAAAAGGGUCUCCUUCCCCAAGAUUUGCCUCCUUGGUUGACAAAUAUGACACUCAGAAUAUCCAAAGCAUCGAUGGGCUUUUUCCCUUGUGCAAUCAAUCAUGUUCUCAUCAACGAAUAUCUACCUGAUCAAGGCAUAAUGCCUCACCAGGAUGGACCUGCUUAUUUUCCGGUUGUAGCAAUCUUGUCACUUGAAUCACCUGUUGUUAUGGAUUUUACUCCCCAUUCUUUACCAAGCAGCAGCAGCAGCAACAACAACAACACUCCUUUUUCUGUCCUACUGAUGCCUCGAAGUUUGCUUAUAUUUAAAGAUCAGGCUUACUCAGAUUAUUUACAUGGUAUAAAGGAUUGUGAGGUGCAUCAUUUUAAGGAGUCUGUGAAUCUUACUGAUCGGGAUUUGAAGCGCUUACUAGAACGAGAGGAAGGAAACGCCACUGAGAUCCACAGAUCUACAUAGAGGAUUUCGCUAACCUGUCGCGUGGUAUCAAAGGUGUAUAAAAAUCUUUUCAAGUUGAAGUAGUUACAAUUUGUCACCUCCCUCCUUCCCUUAGAAU